Molecule: messenger RNA, 7488 nt
Organism: Ochotona curzoniae (black-lipped pika)
Lineage: Eukaryota; Metazoa; Chordata; Mammalia; Lagomorpha; Ochotonidae
Gene: ANO10
Product: anoctamin 10
Exons: 17
Coding region: 178-2160 (660 amino acids)
Biological process (GO): chloride transmembrane transport
Cellular component (GO): plasma membrane
Molecular function (GO): chloride channel activity
Source: RefSeq, a predicted model, not a curated record
UGGAGGGGGAGAGGUGGCUGAGGCCCGGCUGCCGCGGCCGGCGGGGCACGGCUGUCAGCCGCAGCCCUUCCUUCCCGAGCUGGGAGCCACGGGUCGGGCGUGGAGGUUUGAGGAGAGCUGUGGGCGUGGAGGUCUGAGGAGAGCUGCGGCCGGGAGUGGAGGGCAAGUUUGUCAAAGAUGAAAGUGACCUUAUCAGCUUUGGAUACCUCUGAGAGUUCUUUUACCCCUUUGGUAGUCAUAGAACUGGCUCAGGAUGUCAAAGAAGAAACCAAAGAAUGGCUGAAAAACAGAAUUAUUGCUAAAAAGAAAGAUGGAGGUGCUCAGUUGUUGUUCAGGCCAUUGCUCAAUAAGUUUGAGAAAGAAACACUAGAAAACCAGAACCUGUACCUCGUUGGUGCCUCCAAGAUUCGAUUGUUGCUGGGGGCCGAAGCCGUGGGGCUGGUGAAAGAGUGCAAUGACGAUGCCAUGAGAGCCUUCACAUACGGAACGCGACACAACUUCAAAGGUUUUGAUGAUAACAAUGAUGAUUUCCUCACGAUGGCAGAGUGCCAAUUCAUCAUCAAGCAUGAACUUGAAAAUCUGAGAGCUAGAGAUGAAAAAAUGAUCCCUGGUUACCCGCAGGCAAAGCUGUAUCCAGGGAAAUCAUUAAUGAGAAGAUUACUCACAUCUGGCAUUGUGGUGCAGUUGUUUCCGCUGCAUGACAACGAAGCCUUGAAGAAGCUCGAGGACUCCUGGUACACCCGCUUGGCUUUGAAGUAUCAGCCCAUAGACAACAUUCGUGGCUACUUCGGAGAAACAAUCGCUCUUUACUUUGGGUUUUUGGAAUAUUUCACUUUCGCCUUAAUCCCCAUGGCCGUCAUUGGGUUGCCUUACUACCUGUUUGUGUGGGAAGACUAUGACAAGUAUGUGAUCUUCGCCUCCUUCAACCUGAUCUGGUCCACGGUGAUCCUGGAGGUGUGGAAGCGCGGCUGUGCCAACAUGAGCUACAGGUGGGGGACUCUGGUCAUGAAGAGGCAGUUUGAGGAGCCCCGGCCAGGCUUCCACGGGGUCCUGGGGGUCAACUCGGUCACCGGCAGGGAGGAGCCUCUCUACUCCACCUACAAGAGGCAGAUGCGUAUUUACCUCGUCUCGCUGCCCUUCGUGUGCGCCUGCCUCUACUUCUCCCUGUACGUCAUGAUGAUCUACUUCGACAUGGAGACCUGGGCCUUGGGGCUGCAUGAGAGCAGCGAGUCGGAGUGGACCAGCCUCUUGCUGUACGUGCCCAGCAUCAUCUACGCCAUCGUGAUUGAGAUCAUGAACCGCCUCUACCGUUACGCCGCCGAGUUUCUGACUUCCUGGGAGAACCACAGAUUGGAGUCUGCCUACCAGAAUCAUCUAGUUCUGAAGGUCUUAGUGUUCAACUUUCUAAAUUGCUUUGCUUCGCUCUUCUACAUCGCCUUUGUCCUGAAGGAUAUGAAGCUUUUACGCCAAAGUUUGGCUACUCUCCUGAUUACCUCUCAGAUCCUUAACCAGAUUGUGGAAUCCCUUCUUCCUUACUGGCUGCAAAGGAAACACGGGGUGCAGCUCAAGAGGAAGGUGCAGGCGCUAAAGGCAGACAUCGAUGCUCCCUUGUAUGAACAAGUCAUCCUAGAGAAGGACAUGGGGACUUACCUGGGAACCUUCGAUGACUACCUGGAGUUAUUUCUGCAGUUUGGUUAUGUGAGUCUUUUCUCCUGUGUUUACCCGUUAGCAGCUGCCUUUGCUGUGUUGAAUAACUUCACUGAAAUCAAUUCAGAUGCCUUAAAGAUGUGCAGGGUCUUCAAACGUCCAUUCGCAGAACCUUCGGCCAAUAUUGGUGUAUGGCAGUUGGCUUUUGAGACAAUGAGUGUUAUAUCUGUGGUCACUAACUGUGCGCUGAUUGGAAUGUCACCACAAGUGAAUGCCCUCUUUCCUGAGUCAAAGGCAGACCUCAUUUUGAUCGUGGUAGCAGUGGAGCACGCACUCCUGGCUUUGAAGUUUAUACUUGCGUUCGCCAUCCCUGAUAAACCACGGCAUAUCCAGAUGAAACUGGCCAGAUUGGAAUUUGAGUCAUUGGAGGCACUUAAGCAGCAGCAGAUGAAGCUUGUGGCCGAGAACCUCAAGGAGGAGCCCAAGGAAGCCAGGCAGGAGACAACGACCUGAGUGCCAGCCAGCCGCCCUGCCCCUUCAGGUCCUUCCUGUGCCCCACACACUUCCUCUGCAUCGUGCUGCACCGCGACCUCACAGAAGGUGACAGCCACUCCCGACCUCACCAUGGCCCAGCAACUAUGGCAGGGUGCUGCUUGUGCACCGUGCAUGUCAUAGAAGCCCAGAGGCGAAGGUGGGCGAAGGUGGGCUCCGCUGGGUGCUGCAGUGAGUGAACUGAGGUGCCCCCACCCCACUGGCUCCCCCUCCCCUCCACUCCUGUUCUGUCAGCAAACUUACCGCACACAUGGUGGUCACCGAGCUAUUAAAACCUGCACCUCUCUGUUCCUGCGUGCCUUCCCAUGCUCUGAGCCCCAGAUCAGGUGGUGCCUCGUGCAGUGGUGAGGUGGUGGCAGAGGAGGGGCUUGGCCUGAGGUGGGCACCAGAGGUGGCAGCUGAAAUGGGGGCUCUCCCGUGGGGGGCACCGGGCUGUGGUCACAAGUGCACCAAACCCACUGCGCCAGGCAAUGGGCCAGCUGCCCUGACUCUGCCAUAGGACUGGAGGCUACAGAGGGGGGUUCGCCCAUCUGGCAAUGCUGUCCCCCUUCCAAGCUGUGUCAGGGAUGGGGGCUUCCCUUCUUCAUGAGCAGAGGCUAUGACUACAAGGCCCCUGGCUGGCCUUUUGCCAUGGCCCAGCUGUGAGGAAUACUCUGGAGCCAAGGCCAAUCUUCCUGUCCAUCCUGCCAGCAGCGUGAGCCAGGCCAGGGCCUGCUGUCCCCCGGCACAGGCUGCUGAGGUCGUGGGGCCCAGGGGAAGGUGGGCAGGUAAGGGGACAGCAUGCUCCUCCCUGGUGCCAGCUCUGGGCACAACCCUGCUCUUACCAGCUGCCAUUACCUGCGGCAUGGACUCCUGGCAUCGGCCUUGGCCCUGCCCUUCCCCAGGCAGCAGUGGGCACGUUCUGCCUGCAGUCUCCGGAACAGCCUUGUGUCAGUGCGUGGCAGCCACCAACACAGGCCUGAGGCCCUAGGGCCAGAGCUUCGUCCUGGCCUGGUUCCUGUGCAUGCUGCAGGACGAGAGUUGAAAUGAGGGCCUUGACCCCAAAUCCCUGUCUCACCACACUGGUUUGCGGGGGAACAACCACGUGAGUAAGGUUGGUGGGAAAGCAGCAGGUCCUGGAGGCCCCAGCCUCCCUGCCCUCAGGACUGCCCUGCGCAGCAUCUGCACCUGUGCCUGAGCUGGAGCCCAGCCAGGAGCACCACCGGGGCUGAUGGACACGGGGAAGAGUCAGGCUGCAUUGCUGUGGCUGAUCUCUUGGGGUCCCGGCAUACCUAGGUGACGGUGUUUGUCUUCUAACCGCCCCUGGAAGCCAGCCAGGAGUAGGCCAACCUGCAGUCUGCUCCCCUGGGUAGCUCUCAGCAUCUGAAAGCACUGCCCUACCCCUGCCCCCAGCUCUCCCGGCCACUGACCUGAUGCACUGGUGACCUGGCUGUGCCACCUUUGACUACUCCCCGACACUGUGGCCACCAUUCCAAGGAGAACGUGCCACAGUUCUCCCCAACACCCUGAAGGCUUACAGGUUAUUCCUAGUCCACCCUGUCCCCAAAGGCUGGGAGACCCCUGCUCAUCCACAGCCUGGUGAGGGAGUGACCCAGCAGGCAAGGCUGUCUGCCAAGGGCAUGGGCACCAGGUCCAUGCCCUGCACCUCUUGGAUGAGGGCCUGCAACUCAGGGGGGUGGGGUUCGGCCACACUAGGAGACCUGAGGGGUCUGGGGAUGCCAAGCCCUUGCCUGCUCACCUUUCACAGGGAACAGAGAUCAUGGGCCAAGAUCCUUGGCAGCCUACAGAGGAUCGGCCCAGUUCCCGCACAGAGCACCUGAGUGCUGGGGCCAGCUGCCUGCGAGGCCCGAGGUGGCCUUCUGGAAGCCUCAGGGAGCAGCCCCUUCUCCCUGUGGCCACCAGCUCUACACUGCCCUGCCAAGGCUCCACAGGGGGCCCACAUGCCAAACCUGCCUGGGCAGGGCCCUGCACCCCAGGCCUAGAGCAGCCAGACCUCUAGCUCUGCUGUGCCUAGCUGUGGAUGGUGGCCAGGGACUGGUUGCCCCAACUGUCACACGUGCCCGACUCACCUGCCUGGAGCUGAGAUAAGCUGUCCUCGAGUUCCGUCUCGCAGCCUACUGCCUCCUCAUGCAGCCAUUGUAUGUCAAGGUCCGUGACGUGGACCCUGGGCCUCUGCAGGGUUGUGGCCUCAGGGCAGGCAGGCGGGCAGUCAGGCAGGGACCUGCUGUCUGUCUGAACGACUCCACUGCCAACCCCCCAUUAGGGGCGUACCGGCUGAGGCCUGAGAACCCAUUCGUGUUCCUGCAGAAGCAAUCAGGGCUACCCAGCCCUGCAGCCCAGCAGCCCAGCUUGGGAGCCCAGCCAUAACGUGCCCACGUCUGAGAGGUAAGCUAGGUGUCCGGGCCAUUGCCUUCUCCCCCUGCAGCUCCUGCUCUUCCAGCAGGAAGGCCAAGGCCACAGGACAGGGAUCGUCAAAUGCAUGCCCAACAAGAGCAGGACCUGCUGUGGUGCCUUAGAAGCAGCCAGACACCAGGGACUCAAGAGGGGCCUCGUGGAUCAGUUAGAUCAGGCCUCAUGGAUCACACCCAACUUGGGCAGCUUGGACAUGAGGGACUGGGACGUCUGGAACCUCAGGGAACUGGAGGAAGGGCCUGUCUGGCUUUUUCUGGUGCUGGGAAGGGGUCCACUAAGGCUGCAUGGCACCCAUCCAUCCCAGCUGCCAAAGUGAAGCGGCCCGAUGCGCUAACCCAGGGCCCCCAGCACAGCAACAGGCAGAGCUGGGCCUGCUGCAGAAGGCUGGUCAGGGCAGUGGCCUGGGAGGAGGGGAGGGGAGGGUCAAUGUGGGCAGGCCACAGCCUAGGGUCUUAGGGGCCACCACACAAGGACCAGGCCAUCUAGUCUGGGACAAGUUUGGGCCUGGAGGUCAGCCCUGCUUCACGUGGAGUGAGGGGAACGUGACUGAUCCUUCUGCCUUAAUCAACUGGAAAAGCAAGCAAAGUACGGGAAGCGACAGAACACACAGGAAACCAAGCGAGGAAUGGUCCAGGAGAGCAGCAGCGAUGGCUGAUGCAAGAGAAAGAGAGAGUGACCGGAGCAGAGUCCCCAGGGCUGCCGGAGAGACGGGACGGGGUCAUCCCCCAGGGCAGGACAGCACGUGAGUACUCGUGACAGAAGAACUGUGAAUGAGCAAGCCAGGGAGUGGAGUUCCCUGGGAGUGCCCAUGCGCAGCUGGUCACCGCCCUGACUGCCACUCAAGGAGAAACUCGGGCCUGGGAAGCAGGUAACUUUGACUCAGUUUUCUUUCCAAAGGAAUCAGGACACACAGAGGUAAGUAACCUACCCAAGACCACAGGCAUGAAAACUGUCUUCUAAUGAGGGGCUGGGGCCCAGGACAGAGCUUGGCUCAAGCACGGAGGGGAAGGACUGAGCAGGCAGCCCUGGCCUGGGGCCUCCCGCACACCUGCGCUCUGGCCUUGUCCCUCGGCACAGUGCUGUCACCCUCACGUCACAGGUGAGUGGCCGCCAGCUCCCCCCACCCCCAAUCUGAGACAACAAGGGAGCCAGGGUGACACCCUAGGCCUUUGUAAGAACUAGUUCACAUUAACCGAGGAACAAGGUUCCUGGAAUGCGACAUUGACCAAAGUUGCCCCAAUUACACAUGUAAGACCAGAGCAGUGUAGGAAAACAGCCUGGCAUGACACUGCUUCUCCAAAGGGCCUUUCUUGGCCAGGUUGACGGGCACAGCCCCUGCUCCAUGGCAGCCCUGGCGGAAGCAAUAAGGCCAUCACCACUCUGACAAACCCACCAUCCUGUUGGAUCCUUUCAGCAAGCAAGAAGUACGUGGCUGUGAUGUGGUUGUACCUGUUGGUUUCCAGGGCUCUGAAGAAAGCAAAGGGAGAUGCAGCCUGAGCCUUGCAGGCAGGUUGCUGCAGCAAGGCCUCAGAAGGACCAGUGAGUAAACUUCUAAACUUUGUGGGAAGUGCAGUCACUCUGCUGCCACUGACAACUGUGCACCAGGGCUCACGCACCAGCACCCCCAAGGCCAAGGUCUCUGAUGCUUGAUACCCAACUCAUGCCUGUGGGGACCACUAGUGGACCCCGACAUGAGGAGAAUGCUCCCACGGGAUCAAGGCCACAGUGUUCACAGCCACUGCUACCACAGCCAACUUGUUCACCCUACAAAAACAAGACAGGUUACAGCUGCGCCAGGCAUGAGCCCAGGAAUGCUAGAGGGGAGCGGCCCAGCUCCAGCCACAGGUCCUGCCCCGCAGCGCACACUUACUCCACGAUAGCAUCUCGGUCUGCGAUGUCGCCCAGCACCAUGCGCUGGAUGAUGCUGUUGUGCUCCUCUUCCGAGAGAUUUUUGUACGACACCAGGGGGAUGUUGUACUUGGUGGCUGGUGAAGGGUCCACUCCUUGAAGCCAAGCAUGAUUCUCGAUCUCCUCUAAAGAGGCCCUUUUCUUGGGAUCUCUCUGCAGCAUCCGGGUGAUCAGGCUGGAAAAAAGGGAGGACCACAGCUACAGCAAACCGUCCGCAAGGGUUCACGAUGCUGGCUCCUUUCACUGAACAUCCUCGCAGGAAUGAUGACAAUUUAGAGGCAGCAUUUCUUGUCAAAGAAAGAAGGCACAACGCCCUAUCAUCUAGCAUUCACUCUAAGUCUGACCACCUGUGCUUGAAUUAAGUGCCCGCUUAAUGGUGAGAUUCAAUGAUCAUCAAUGACAAAGAAUGCCCGAACCAACUCCUGUUCUCAGGGAAAGGAUCUUGCUGACGAAAACAGCUCCACAUCACCUAAGACACUUGCUGAAAUACUUUUGAACAGCACUAGGUUGGCAAAAUAACUGAGCAAACAAAAGUAAGACCUAAGGAGGCAAACAGCAAUGCUGGCCUGCUAGUGCAUGCAGCCACCUGUGUGUGGUCCAGUGCCUGCCCAGCACAGAGCUCAGCAGCCAGCCUCAGGAGACGGUGAGGAAGAGGAAGGAAGCGGCCCAGUGCCCAGAGAGCCAAGAAAAUGUGCCUGCCCUGGUGAGCACUGACAGCGCGCAUGCGCAGGGAAAACUGCUUCCUGACAUGUCUAACCACAGGCUGUCCCCACAGACCCACGGUCCAAGUUACCAACAUCCAUGCGGUGUACCUAGCGAAACUAGCAUCAAACUGUUUCUUCUGCAAGUACACCUGGACAAGUAAUGGACACAACAAUGCACAAAGCAAAUUAAACAGUCUUUCUGUGGCAAUGUAAUGUAAAACAAGACUUCAAGGGAUUCCCCAACUAGAGUAACAAAAUAUCACAG